UUCUCGUCCUCCCCUUUUUCACCACGGGGAGUGUACAUAUUGUAACAUACCUACUAUGUACUGUCUAACAAUGGACCGUUUUAAUGAUGUAUAACGAAAGAGAACGUUUGGAUGGUUCUUGGAAAACGGACGCGGUCACAGGACUCGGGACACUUUGAGGCGGGGAGGAGUUACGGUGGUGUGUUCGUUUUGAACUUUUUUUUUUGUGUUGUUUCGUUCAACUCGAGAUACCGUUUCAGGCAAGACGACAGUAUAGGAAGCAUGGUUGACUGGCAGGCGACUUCAUCCACGAUCUGUGAAACUUAAGUAGCGCGCAUGGUUGCACGUGUCUGAAAACGGGACAUUAAAAACUUUGACUUUGACGGCGAUGUAAUGGUGUGAUUUAUAGCCGACGCAUUGCACGCUGAGUAUCUACAUUCUUAGUGCGAAGUCUCCCACCACCGAUUCAUUUGGUUAACGUCUCAUUCCUCUCCAGAAAACGGAUCUCUCCAGAUCAUUCUGGAUCUCUCUCUCUCCUCGCCCCUAUAGUGGAUUUGGAUGUGGGAUAGUGAUCCAGACUCCUGGACCACACACCUCUGGCCCUUCUUCAUCCAGCAGGAGUAUCUUCUAGUGCGACACACACCGUCAGCUGGUUCACAGUGGCUACUACUGGGGAUGGGGGAUCCAGUGGAGGGCUCUCUUCUGUAUGAUGGUCAGAGACACUCUGGCAGGAACCACAGUGGAACCAUCGCAGAACCACACGGCACCCACGCAGAACCAGGACGGAACCCAGCAGCUUCCAGGGGAAACCCUAGAACACGUAGAACAGCAGAACCGCGUUCAAGAACAACAGAACCAACUCCUAGAACUCGAGAACUUCGAACUCUUAGGUCAAGAGAAUGAACUCUUAGAACAACAGAACCUACAACAUCAGAUCCAACUCUUAGAACUACAGAAUACGGUCCAGACCAGCACAGACAACCGGACCACACCUCCAGACAAGACCAGUUCUGGCGGUGCCCUCCAUCCCUGGUGGCCUCAACAGAGCAGCUUUAAAGCGACUAGACCCAGUGUCCCUCUCCCCUGGCCAAGCCCCAGUGUCCCUCCCCCCUGGCCAAGCCCCAGUGUCCCUCUCCCCUGGCCAAGCCCCAGUGUCCCUCUCCCCUGCCUCGGACCUCUUCUCCACUUGCCCGAUCCGAUCCCAGACUCCUGGACCACACAUCUCCGGCCGUUCUUCAGCCAGCAGGAGUAUCUUCUAGUGCGACACACACACCGUCAGCUGGUUCACAGUGGCUACUACUGGGGCCCUAUGGAGAUGGAGGAGGCCCACCGCACCCUGCUACACACACCGCCUGGGAGCUUCCUCAUCAGGGACAGCAGGCAGCCGGACGUCUUCUUCACCCUCAGUUACCACGGCGACCGGGGGCCCGUCAGUGUCCGCGUCCUCCUGACCAGUCAGAGUUUCCGCCUCAACGGCAGUAACAAGGCCUUUGAUUCAUUGUUCGCCUUGCUGCGGUUCUACGUGGAGUCAUCCCAUAGGCGGCUGCGGAGGGCGUGGCGCAGGGAGCGACCCAUGACCUUACAGCAGCUGUGUAGGGGACGAAUCGUGGAGUUGUACGGAGCGGAGAGGAUAGAUUCACUACCUGGGCUUAACCAGGUGGUCAUACAGUAUCUACAGGACUAUCCUUAUAGUAUAUAGACACACCCUCCUACCGGAGAGUUUGGGGGACCUCUUCCGUUCCAACAGACUGCAACUUUCGGAACGGUACUGACCGAAAAUACAAUGGAAUGGAGCCCCAGGAAACGGAAUUGGAAUUUGCUGUUUCUUACACUCUCUGUCUCUGGUCUGGUUCUGUGGUUCUGUCUCUGGUCUGGUUCUGUGGUUCUGUCUCUGGUCUGGUUUACAUUUACAUUUAAGUCAUUUAGCAGACGCUCUUAUCCAGAGCGACUUACAAAUUGGUGAAUUCACCUUCUGACAUCCAGUGGAACAGCCACUUUACAAUAGUGCAUCUAAAUCAUUUAAGGGGGGGG
Molecule: messenger RNA, 2010 nt
Organism: Oncorhynchus masou masou (cherry salmon)
Lineage: Eukaryota; Metazoa; Chordata; Actinopteri; Salmoniformes; Salmonidae
Product: suppressor of cytokine signaling 1-like
Exons: 3
Coding region: 686-1678 (330 amino acids)
Biological process (GO): phosphatidylinositol phosphate biosynthetic process; intracellular signal transduction
Cellular component (GO): phosphatidylinositol 3-kinase complex
Molecular function (GO): 1-phosphatidylinositol-3-kinase regulator activity
Source: RefSeq, a predicted model, not a curated record